AUGGGCGACGACGACGAAGCUCGACCGCGCGGAAAUGGCUCCGAACCUAUCACGGAGCGAACAGCUCUUUUGGGGGAUAGACAUUCCCAAGAACCAAGACCCAUCGCGAUUCCUCGCGGGGGCAAUGACAAAAGCAUCAUGGCCGACGACGGCAGCGGGAGCGAAAAUGACCUAGACCCCAAUGAGUCGGACUUGCUGGUGGCGCGCAGCUUUACGUCGGGGGCGUCGGGUCUGGCGCCCGAAUCCUUCGAGUCAGCCAUGCUUCGGGGGCGUCGCCGAUCUAGGAGCACCGUGCGCCGCCGCGCUUCCAUCGCCCGCAGCUAUACGUCGCUGUCGCCGCGGCCUACGCUAGAUGGGCGACAGCAGCCUGACGAUUUGCUGUCGAAUGUUGUUAGCGACGACGAGGCCGACCUCGAGGCUGCUGAUGUCCAGCGCUCUAAGUCGAGGCCGGCGUACUUGAUUGACACGGAUAAGAAGCGGUUCGGGAUCGUGUUCUUGAGUAUUAUGCUGACGCAUUUCAUCGCGUGUUUUGAUGGGACUAUUGCCGCUGUGGUCAUCUUCGCACUCUCGACGCUGUGGUGUGCUCUUGCACAGAGCAUGACUAGCUUUAUCCUUGCGCGGGCUGCUUGCGGGCUCGGCGCUGGAGGUGUACUGGGGAUGGGAAGUAUUAUUAUAAGUGAUCUGGUGCCUAUCGAACGUCGAGGUUCAUAUCAGAGCUACAUCAACGUUGUUUAUGGGUUAGCUUCAGCAUUGGGGGCAGCCUUGGGCGGACUCAUGGCAGACAGCCUCGGCUGGCGCUGGGAGUUCGGUAUCCAGGUCUUGCCCAUCAUUCUCUGCUUCGUGGUGGCUUAUUACGGCAUUCCCGGCGAUCUUGGCUUACAGGAUAAACAUCAGAGUUUUAAAGAGGGCAUGAAGACGUUUGAUUUUAAAGGAUCUAUCCUGCUAACUAUCUCUACUACAUUUUUGAUCUUGGGAAUAAACCUCGGAGGCAAUGUACUGCCAUGGUCGCAUCCAUUCAUAAUCGCUUCGCUCGUGGUCUUCAUCGUCUGCUUUCCAGCAUGCCUAUACGUCGAGUCAAAGCAUGAAAGGCCUAUUAUGCCUUUAAUCCUCUUGCACCAAUCCCCAAGAGCUAACAUCAUCUUCUCGAACUUCAUCGCUUCUUUCCUACUAAACGCCAUCUUAUUUAACACCCCCCUCUUCUUCCAAGCCGUCCUCCUCACCAGCGCCACCACAUCCGGGCUCUACCUCGUCGUCCCCGUCGCCACGGCCAGCACCACCGGUACGAUCACCGGCUUCCUAAUCUCGUAUACCCGACGCCUCAAGUGGCCCCUAACGAUCGGCACGUCUCUUUACCUAGUCGGCACUGCGCUCCUAGCCUCCAUGCACCGCGGUUGGCCCAACUACGCAUACCUCCUAUGCUUAGUGCCCUCGUCCGCCGCCCAAGGGUUCCAGUUCCCAGGCACAUUUCUCGCCGUGCUAGCCGCCUCCGAGCACCGCGAGCAAGCAGUGGUAACGUCCACGCUUGUUCUCUGGCGCGCCCUCGGCAGCGUCCUCGGCGUCGCCUUUUCGUCCCUCGUGCUCCAGAACGCGCUGGUACGGUACUUGGGGGCGUUUGUGGUGCCGCCUGAGGGCUUGGGUCAGGAUUGGAAGGACGCGUUGAUAGAGAAAGUCCGCGAGAGCGUCGAGGCUGUUGCCGCGCUGCCGCCGGGCCCGGUACGAGACCAGGUCGUUGCUAGUUAUGAGGCGUCGAUCCGACUUACCUUCCUGUUCCUCGUGGGGUUCGCUGCUAUCAGUGUUUUGUUGGUUCUGCCCGUAAAGCUGCCGAGGCUUGCGGCAAGGAAGUAG
Molecule: messenger RNA, 1845 nt
Organism: Daldinia childiae
Lineage: Eukaryota; Fungi; Ascomycota; Sordariomycetes; Xylariales; Hypoxylaceae
Product: Vacuolar membrane amino acid uptake transporter fnx2
Exons: 6
Coding region: 1-1845 (614 amino acids)
Biological process (GO): basic amino acid transport; transmembrane transport
Cellular component (GO): fungal-type vacuole membrane
Molecular function (GO): basic amino acid transmembrane transporter activity
Source: RefSeq, a predicted model, not a curated record